Molecule: messenger RNA, 1575 nt
Organism: Vicia villosa (hairy vetch)
Lineage: Eukaryota; Viridiplantae; Streptophyta; Magnoliopsida; Fabales; Fabaceae
Product: transcription factor bHLH91-like
Exons: 4
Coding region: 164-1543 (459 amino acids)
Biological process (GO): anther wall tapetum development; regulation of DNA-templated transcription
Molecular function (GO): protein dimerization activity
Source: RefSeq, a predicted model, not a curated record
CUAACAAUCAUAAGUAAUUGCUUUCUUCUUUAAAGUUUAAAUCUUUUUUCAACCAAACAACAUUCAUAUGAUCAAAUCCCAAACAUAGUUUAUUCAGUUAAAAAUGUCUUUUUUAUGCUGAUUGAUUAAUAGGGUUGAACUGUUUAUUCUGUGUUUUAUUUUGAUGAGUUCAUGCUCAGGAGACAAGCAAAACAUGCAUGAACAAACUGGUUGCUUUGAUCCCAACACAAUGGAUGAAGGUAUUCAAAAUUCUCUUAAAGAUAAUAACUUUUCCCAAACUCACCCAAAUCAAGUGGUUGAAGGUAAUACCAAUAAUAGUCUUGAAGAGAAUUUCAGGCCUUCUGAGGAGGGAUUCUCUUAUCAUAAUCAUAAUCCGCAGCACCUUGAUAACCAUUUGGUGCAAGAGGUGUAUCAGAACAACUCAACUUGGGAUCCUAAUGUUCAUGAGUUGCAAAAUAUGGAUUAUGCUAAUCACCAAGAACAUCACCAACUACAUGAACAACAGUUUCAACAAAUUGUUGAGCCGCAAAACCAUAACCAAACCUACAAUCCGUCGAAUAUACUCGACCCUCAUUACCCUUCACCUGAUCUUUUAAACCUUCUCCAUUUACCUAGAUGCUCGGCUUCAUCUUUUCUCACAAACCCGAAUCAAAAACCGCCAAAUUUUCAUAACUCGAUGAGUUUUCUUGGAGAUCUUCCGAUUGGAUCAUCGGACAAUACAAGUGGAUCGUCGGUUUUGUAUGAUCCUCUAUUUCCUUUGAACCUUCCUCCACAGCCACCGGCCCUCAGAGAGUUGUUUCAAUCUCUGCCUCGCGGGUAUAGCAUGCCGACUAGCUCGAGGAAUGGUUCUCUUUUCGGUGGAGGAGAUGAGAUGGAAGGAGAUGGAGACAUGGGAGUGCUGGAAUUCAAUAGGGUUGCUGCUAAUGUUGGUAAAGGAAGAGGAGGAAAAGCUACAAAACAUUUUGCAACAGAGAAACAAAGAAGAGAGCAAUUGAAUGGGAAGUACAAAAUCUUGAGGGGACUCAUCCCAAAUCCCACUAAGGUUGAUAGAGCAUCUGUGGUUGGAGAUGCUAUUGAGUAUAUAAGAGAGCUGAUUAGAACAGUGAAUGAGCUGAAACUAUUGGUGGAGAAGAAAAGACAUGGAAGGGAAAUGUGCAAGACACUUAAAGCUGAAGAUGCUGCUGCAGAAAGCUGUAACAUAAAGCCUUUUGGUGAUCCAAAUGGAAGCAUAAGGACUUCAUGGCUGCAGAGGAAAUCCAAAGACAGUGAGGUUGAUGUCCGGAUUGUCGACGAUGAUGUUACUAUCAAACUGUUUCAGAGGAAGAAAGUUAAUUGUUUACUGUAUGUCUCCAAGGUUCUGGAUGAACUUCAGCUGGAACUUCGCCAUGUUGCAGGUGGACAUGUAGGUGAAUAUUGCAGUUUCUUGUUCAACAGCAAGGUAAGUGAAGGUUCAUCGGUUUAUGCAAGUGCUAUAGCCAACAAGGUGAUUGAUAUUCUGGACACCCAAUAUGCUGCAGGUGUUCCAUAUACAAGUAGGCUGUAGUCAAUAUCAGGAACCAAAUGUCUCUUAAUUGG